Molecule: messenger RNA, 1009 nt
Organism: Anopheles funestus (African malaria mosquito)
Lineage: Eukaryota; Metazoa; Arthropoda; Insecta; Diptera; Culicidae
Product: apolipoprotein D-like
Exons: 4
Coding region: 105-725 (206 amino acids)
Source: RefSeq, a predicted model, not a curated record
GUUUGUUUGCAUGUUCCUUGGGUUAACUUACUUUGCCGUACCAGUUUGCCGGGAGUUGUUGUAGCGAUAAGAAGCGCGUUUGCCUUGUGUUUGGUUAGUUCACCAUGAGUUUUACAGUCGAGUCUGGGAGGUUGCUUGUGUUGAUAGUAACACUCACUUCAAUUGCACUAGGUCAAAGAAUCGUCAAUCAACCGUGCCCAGAUCUCGCUAGUCGUCCAAUCGUACAAUAUUUCGAUCUGCAACGUUAUGUGGACGGACGAUGGUAUGAGAUCUCUCGUUACGAUCAACACUUUGAGAAGGAUUGUGACUGUGGGUAUGCCACGUACACACCACAAGCUGAUGGUUCGGUGAAGGUGCAGAACUGUUGCGAACGGUUGCCCAACACAACGCUCAAAUGUAGCAUCGGCAAAGCGGUUGUUAGCUUUCCGGACGAGUUCCCAUUGGAAGGAAAGUUUAACGUUACAUUUGGAGGACCACCGAACAAUUCCAACUACUGGAUACUGGACACGGAUUAUGAUAACUACGCGCUGAUAUACUACUGCAAGAACCUUUCCGCAAGCAAGUCUGCCGAAGCGGCUUGGGUACUGUCGAAACAGCGUACGAUCAAUGUGGCUGUCCGGGACGUUGUAGAUCAGUUGGUGGAUAAGUACUUCGUACGACAGGAUAUGCGUGUUACGGAGCAAAGUCAGAGCAAAUGCCAAUAUCCAGACACCAAUGACGUUUAGAGAAGCGCUUCUCUUGUAGAUCUCUCUUCUAGCAGAUAUUGUUGUUUGGUUUUUUUUAGUACUUUACAGGAUGUCCAGUUUUAGAUACAUAAGAGAAAAGAUUCAAUAAGAUUCAAUUCACAUCCUUCAGUGUGGUAGAUACAGUAAAUUGGAUAUAAAAAAAGUUAAAAUCACUACGAAGUGGACUUUCCCCACACCAGAAUUUCAAAUCAAUGUUAUAGAAAAAAACACUUCCUAAACUAAUAAACUUCAUCUUUACCGUUCGCUACAAAACUGCACCAUAA